CCCCCGCCCAGCGACCGGCGCGCCCCCCUCCCGAUCCGCGCCGCCGCCUCCCGCGCUCUCCCCAGUCAUGUCCCACCCGGAGCGAUGGGGAAGCUCGAGGACAACGAGAGGGUGAUCCUCAACGUGGGGGGCACGCGGCACGAGACCUACCGCAGCACCCUGAAGACCCUGCCGGGGACCCGCCUGGCCCUGCUCGCCUGCGAGUCCCAGAGCGAGUCCCCGGGCGGCGAGGAGCCGCCGCCGCCCCCCAACCCGCCGCUGCCUCCGGCGGGCGGCUGCCCGGAGCCCGGCAGCGGCUGCAGCCCCCGGGGCAGCGGCGGCGCCAGCGAGUUUUUCUUCGACCGGCACCCGGGGGUCUUCGCCUAUGUGCUCAACUACUACCGCACCGGCAAGCUGCACUGCCCCGCCGACGUCUGCGGGCCGCUCUUCGAGGAGGAGCUGGCCUUCUGGGGCAUCGACGAGACCGACGUGGAGCCCUGCUGCUGGAUGACCUACCGCCAGCACCGCGACGCCGAGGAGGCCCUCGACAUCUUCGAGGCACCCGACCUGCUGACUGGCGAGCCGCCCCCCGACGGCGACGACGACGACUUGGCCGCCAAGAGACUGGGCAUCGAGGACGUGGGGGCGGCCGCCGAGGGCAAGGGCGGGCGCUGGCGGCGGCUGCAGCCCCGCGUCUGGGCGCUCUUCGAGGACCCCUACUCGUCCCGCGCCGCCAGGUUCAUCGCUUUUGCCUCUUUAUUCUUCAUCUUAGUUUCAAUCACAACCUUCUGCCUGGAAACACAUGAGGCUUUCAACACUAUUAUAAACAAAACUGAGCAGGUCAUCAACGGGACAGAAGCUGUGUUACAGUAUGAGAUUGAGACAGAUCCUGCACUGACAUAUGUGGAAGGAGUCUGCGUGGUAUGGUUUACAUUUGAAUUUUUAGUACGUGUUAUUUUUUCUCCCAACAAACUUGAAUUCGUCAAAAACCUCUUGAAUAUCAUUGACUUUGUGGCCAUCCUGCCCUUUUACCUAGAAGUGGGCCUGAGUGGGCUCUCCUCCAAAGCUGCUAAGGACGUGCUUGGUUUCCUCAGGGUGGUAAGGUUCGUCAGGAUCCUCCGGAUUUUCAAGCUCACCCGGCACUUUGUGGGCCUCAGGGUGCUGGGCCACACUCUGCGAGCCAGCACCAAUGAAUUUCUGCUGCUGAUAAUAUUCCUGGCACUUGGUGUUUUGAUAUUUGCCACUAUGAUCUACUACGCAGAGCGGGUGGGAGCCCAGCCUAAUGACCCGUCAGCAAGUGAACACACACAAUUCAAAAACAUCCCCAUUGGCUUCUGGUGGGCUGUAGUCACCAUGACCACCCUGGGAUAUGGGGAUAUGUAUCCACGGACUUGGUCAGGCAUGCUGGUGGGAGCCCUGUGUGCCCUGGCGGGAGUGCUCACCAUAGCCAUGCCCGUGCCUGUGAUAGUUAACAAUUUUGGGAUGUACUACUCCCUGGCCAUGGCAAAGCAGAAACUGCCAAGGAAGCGAAAGAAGCACAUCCCUCCUGCUCCUCAAGCCAGCUCACCCACCUUCUGCAAGACAGACUUGAACAUGGCCUGCAAUAGCACGCAGGGUGACAUCUGCCUGGGCAAGGACAACCAGCUGAUGGAACACAACAGAUCAUCAGCCACCGUGUCCCACCCUGUUGGACUCCAUGGUGUUUUGCCUCAGUGUCUGUCUCUUGUGUCAGCUUUGCCUGUGCCACAUCGUGGCCUGUUAAGCAAGAUCCUACAAAGAAGCAGUCAUUUAAAAGGAGCAGUGUUAUCAGGUGAAGACAGUGCAGGAAGUGAGCAGCCACUCUCACCUGGUGAAAGGCUCCCUCCCAUCAGACGUUCUAGUACAAGAGACAAAAACAGAAGAGGGGGAACAUGUUUCCUACUGACAACAGGUGAUUACACGUGUGCUACUGAUGGAGGGAUCAGGAAAGGCUAUGAAAAAUCCCGAAGCCUAAACAACAUAGCUGGCUUGACAGGCAAUGCUCUGCGACUGUCUCCAGUAACAUCACCCUACAGCUCACCUUGUCCUCUAAGGCGCUCUCGGUCUCCCAUCCCUUCCAUCUUGUAAACCAGAUGGCGUCAAUCGGCUACAUAGCAUUAAAUCAAAUACUGUUUACCACAUCUUGGAAAUAAGUGUAGCAUUAAGCAUAGGCUCCAGAAAUAUGGUCUAAAUCCUGCAUGAUACAACUGUCAGUAGUAAGAAAAGCCACUUGGGUACCUGAAGAUUUUUGUCUUGGCUUUUAAAGAUUACUUCAGGUAGCAUUUCUCCUUUUAUCUACUAUAUUGUCCUACUUUCCUGUGGCAAUAAAAGGACAGUUAGUGGAUGCUGUUGUCCAUAUAUUCAAUAAAUAAGCAUAUUUUCAGGGAGAUUUACUUAAAAUAAUGUGCUUCCAAGUAAUUAUCAGUCACUCCAUUGAACCUCCAUUUCUUGUGACUCUAAUCCAUUCUGAAGAUGUCUGCUCUGAAGGGUCUGCUCAUUUGCAUGGACCAUCCUGUCUCCAUCACCUGACAAGCAGUGUUGCGGAUCGUGGAGACCACAGAGGGCUCUGAAUGUGUGUUCUCACAUUGUUACCAUCCUGCUGAAAUGAAAGCACUGAUAAACUGGUCUGCAUGUGGGAUUGUUUUUCUGUGUUUAACCUUUUCUUUUAUUUUUUAACUAUCUACUUGUUUAUAAACGACUUUAUUUUGUGAUUAACUUAUUUCGGUACUGGAUUGCUGUAUCAGAGUUCUGAAUGUCUCCGGUUGUUUGCACACAGAUAACUGCAAAGAGGUUGUCAUUACUGGUUACACGCAAGCAGAAGCCAGAUCUCUUUCUUAAUGGCUUGGGGAAGGCACAAAACAUGCAAGAAAGGUAAACGCCAUCCAGACUUGCAAUUUUAAGCUAGCAAGUGCUGCUUGGUACUGUAGUAUUUUCUCUACUCCAGGGUUCUUCAACAUUUUCAGAAGCUGAGUACCAAGUAAAAUUGAAACAAUUACUGGGGGCUUUUUUUUACCAUUGUAAGAGGGUAGUAGUUCUCAAGUCGGGUUUUUGACCAGCAUUAUACCUCUGGCUAGUGGGCUUCAAGAAUUUCUUCAGUCAAUGUUUUUUGAGGUGCUUUGUCCUAUGUGUUGUUUGUCUGUCUGUUUUGCAACCUGUCUCCUUGUAUUCUCCAUCUGUCUCCAUAAAGCACAGAGAUUCUGUUAAAAUGCCCCCCUCUUUUAAGAUGAACUAAGAACACUUUUUUCUCCUUUUCUCUUUUUUUCAUAUGCACUAUACAUCCAUGUGUAGAUAGAAAUAUACAUAUUUUUCAAGUGCAGUUAGUAUCAUCUAGACUAACUCGUGUGCACUCCUAAGGUUUUUUGAGCGGCUUUUCAGCACUGACCGGUUGCCUAUUGCAUCAAUCUUCCUCCCAGCAACCAGCAUUCAUUACAAUUUUGAAACUGUAUCUCCUCUAGUGGCUUUUUCAUUCAAUACUAACCUCUGUUUAUGCAACAGGACAAAUGCAAUGGCAAAUUUGAGGUUCUGGGCUGGUGAGGAAAAAUUACCCUUAAACUGUAGAGUUUUAGAAGGCCAUAAUGACUGAAAUCUUCUUAAGUGAUCCUUGAAAUUGUUGAAUAAUACCUGACUGUCAUGUUUUACUUUUUUGUUAGGAAAAGAAAUUAAAUUUAUUGUUGACCAUGUAACAUGUUCUUCUGUAUAUAGCCAAGCCCAAUAGCAUGACCUGCAUGUCAGAAUUCCUGUACAAUAAUGUAGUUAUCAAAGUAUACAUUUCUGAUAUUUAGAGAUGUACAUUGAUUUACUUUUGGUAAAAAUAUUGUCAAUAGAGAGAUAAUUGCAAACAGCUUUUAGCAAAUGAAUUAAUAUAAUAUCUGGUGCUGCUGUUAUAUUAACUACAGUGUUGUACAGAAUUUAUCAUGGAUUUUUGACUGCUGAAAAAGGGACAAUGGAAUUUAGCCAUACCAAGGACUGUACUGGAAAGAGACU
This is a messenger RNA of Melozone crissalis (California towhee), 3981 nucleotides long. RefSeq names its product potassium voltage-gated channel subfamily C member 2 (gene KCNC2). Gene Ontology annotation, cellular component: dendrite membrane; axon; voltage-gated potassium channel complex. Gene Ontology annotation, biological process: protein homooligomerization; potassium ion transmembrane transport. Bases 85 to 2085 code for a protein of 666 amino acids. The record is from RefSeq and is a predicted model, not a curated record. The transcript has 5 exons. Lineage: Eukaryota; Metazoa; Chordata; Aves; Passeriformes; Passerellidae. Gene Ontology annotation, molecular function: delayed rectifier potassium channel activity; protein binding.